UUAGUUCCACUUUAAUGUCAAUAAGUUAACUUUAAAUCGCUAAAUUAAAUAUAUAUUAAUAUAUAUUUGUAAUUAUCUAGUUAAAGUACUUGAUAUUUUAUCAUCAGAUUACUAUUAAUUAACGUUAUAUUAAUACAAACACAGAAUAAUCAGUCGUUCUGUAUUUUUAAAAUAGUAUUUAUUUUUAUAUGGAUAUUAGACAUUGAUUUUUUUUUUUUACUAUAGAGUAUUAUGAAUGACGAAGAGGUAAUUUGGCGUAAACUUCUCAUUGAUGGUGAUGGAAUUGGUGAUGAUAGGCGAUUGAAUAUAUUGUUAAAGUCUUAUUUAAAAUGGUGUAAUACAAAAUAUAAUGAUCCCAUUGAAAGUUUAAAGGUUAUGGAAAAAAUGUUGGUACAUUUAAACUUGUGCGAGCAUGCAAUGAAAAAAUCACAAGCUGUAUCUCGUAUGAAUGCUGAGGAAAUUAACAUUUAUGAUAAUAUGUCAAAUGAAAUUGAUCAUAAUAUUGAAAAUACAAAGUAUGAAAUUCAACUAGCAAAGGAAGAAUUAAGAAAAGCAAAAACUAUCAGAAGAAAUCGUAUGGAAUAUGAUGUACUUGCUAAACUUAUUAUCCAACACCCUCCUAGAACUGAAACAGCAAAAAGGCUUGACGAUUUAAAGGAUGAACUCCAAGCAUUAAAGAUGACCAAAAACGAAUUAAAUCAAAAACUAGAUAAAAGAAAGAAACAAUUGCAUGUCCUUAUGUCGACAUUAAAUGAUUUAACUGAUAUCUUGGAUGAAAAUGGUUCAAUAAGUGAGGACAUGUCUUAUGAAACAUUUGAUGAUGAAGAUUUAGAUAUUUUAACCAGGAAAGAAGAUGUUGAAGAAAAAAUGUCUGAAUAAAAUUUAAUAUUUUUAAAAUUGUAUCAAUUAUUAUAAUAAAGAUUUAUAAAAUUUAUAA
This is a messenger RNA of Daktulosphaira vitifoliae (grape phylloxera), 937 nucleotides long. RefSeq names its product THO complex subunit 7 homolog (gene thoc7). Gene Ontology annotation, biological process: mRNA processing. Bases 232 to 879 code for a protein of 215 amino acids. The transcript is spliced from 4 exons. The record is from RefSeq and is a predicted model, not a curated record. Lineage: Eukaryota; Metazoa; Arthropoda; Insecta; Hemiptera; Phylloxeridae. Gene Ontology annotation, cellular component: THO complex part of transcription export complex.